AUGUAUGUGUCAGUUAAUAUCGUAGCUUUUGGAUAUGAAAGAGAUGGUUUUUCUGAGGACAACCAGCAGCCAAGUCUGAUCUGGAGCUAUCUCAGGAGAAGUGCUCUCAUUUCCCAGAUCGACAGCAGCUUGUCUGCCAGUCAUGUUGGAAACCCAGUUUUUACUGAGUACCAAGCCUGUGUGUUUGGAAAUGUCAGACUGGUGGUACACGACUGUCCUGUCUGGGACAUAUUUCACAGCGACUAUUACACCUCUUGCAGACUUAUUGGAGGAGCUGAUAUUAUCGUGAUUAAAUACUCUGUCAAUGACAAGACUUCAUUUCAAGAACUAAAGGACAGUUAUGUCCCAGUGGUAAAAAAAGCAUUAAAGCACAGCUCAGUUCCGGUAAUAAUUUCUGCUGUUGGUGCAAGAAAAAACGGAGUGCCUUGCACCUGUCCCCUGUGCACUUCAGACCGGAGGAGCUGUGUCACAACCUCUGAGGGAGUUCAGCUUGCGAAGGAAUUAGGAGCCACUUACCUCGAACUGCAUACUCUUAAUGACUUCUACAUACAGAAGUACUUUGGAGGAGUGCUGGAAUAUUUUAUGAUCCAAAGUUUGAAUCAGAAGUCAUCUGAAAAAAUGAAGAAAAGGAAAAAGUCAAAGAAGUGCCAUCGAGUCCAACCACCUCAGCUUGAACAGCCAGAAAAAAUGCCGAUCUUGAAGAGUGAAGCCUCUCACUACAAUGCAGACCUGCACAACCUGCUCUGCUGUUGCCAGUGCGCGGACGUGGCUUUCUACCCUGAAGACCUCAGCACAGUGGUGGAGGCUCACAAGGUCAUCCUCUGCUCUGUCAGCCACCUCUUCAUGCUGCUUUUCGAGGUCAAGAGCCCAGAUGACAUCCAUGACGCCUCCAUUGUGCAGAUGGCACGGAGCCUCUUUGUGGUGGAGGCAGAGCCUGCCUUGUCCCCAGCCCCCUGUGGCGUCCCACCCUGCAUCCCACCAGUCAGAGUGAUGGUGAAGGAUUCUGCCUUCUGCUCCUGUCUCCCAGACAUCCUCCACUUCAUUUAUUCAG
Molecule: messenger RNA, 1051 nt
Organism: Acanthisitta chloris (rifleman)
Lineage: Eukaryota; Metazoa; Chordata; Aves; Passeriformes; Acanthisittidae
Product: rho-related BTB domain-containing protein 3-like
Exons: 6
Biological process (GO): regulation of proteolysis; proteasome-mediated ubiquitin-dependent protein catabolic process
Cellular component (GO): cytoplasm
Molecular function (GO): GTP binding; ubiquitin protein ligase binding; GTPase activity
Source: RefSeq, a predicted model, not a curated record